This is a messenger RNA of Peromyscus leucopus (white-footed mouse), 10805 nucleotides long. RefSeq names its product notch receptor 2 (gene Notch2). Gene Ontology annotation, cellular component: signaling receptor complex; membrane. NCBI's taxonomy places the organism in Eukaryota, Metazoa, Chordata, Mammalia, Rodentia, Cricetidae. Gene Ontology annotation, molecular function: calcium ion binding; Notch binding; signaling receptor activity. Gene Ontology annotation, biological process: Notch signaling pathway; multicellular organism development; cellular response to tumor cell. The record is from RefSeq and is a predicted model, not a curated record.
UCCGAGCUCAACCGGGCGGGCCGGGAGGGCUGACUGCUGUGUGCUGCUCGCGCAGAUCCCUCCGCGCGCGGCCGGCCGGCGCUUCUUUCUGCGGGAAACCCCUGGGCGCGCGGCCGCGGCGGCGGGGGCGGAGCCUCGUGGUGGGAGGAGGCCCAGGCGGAAGGACACGCGAGCCACCCAGCCGCACCGCGCCGCGCAGCCAGAAACUUUCAGCCAAACUUCGGGCGGCGGCCUGACUGCGCGGAGUGCCGGGGCGACGCAGCGGGAGCUCGGGGACUUGGCGAGCCGCGGGGACAGGGUAGCGCACGCGAGAGCGGGGCUCCUGGUCGGGACCCGCUCCCCAUGCGGAUCUGCGCGGGCGGCGGCCGCGAAGAUGCCCUCUCUGCGUCCCGCCGCGUUGCGGGCGCUGCUGUGGCUCUGGCUGUGCGGCGCGGGCCCCGCGCGCGCUUUGCAGUGUCGAGGCGGUCAAGAGCCCUGUGUGAAUGAAGGGACUUGUGUUACCUACCACAAUGGCACAGGGUACUGCAGAUGUCCAGAAGGCUUCUUGGGAGAAUACUGUCAACAUCGAGACCCCUGUGAGAAAAACCGCUGUCAAAAUGGCGGCACUUGUGUGACCCAGGCCAUUCUGGGGAAAGCCAGCUGCCGGUGUCCUCCGGGGUUCACAGGAGAGGACUGCCAGUACUCCACCUCUCACCCCUGCUUCGUCUCUCGCCCCUGUCUGAAUGGAGGAACCUGCCACAUGCUCAGCCACGACACCUACGAGUGCACCUGCCAAGUCGGCUUCACAGGGAAGCUGUGCCAGUGGACAGACGCCUGUCUGUCCCAUCCCUGCGCAAACGGGAGCACCUGUACCUCCAUGGCCAACCAGUUCUCCUGCAAAUGUCCUGCCGGCAUCACGGGGCAGAAGUGUGAAACCGACGUCAACGAGUGUGCUGACGUUCCAGCGCGCUGCCAACAUGGUGGCACCUGCCUCAACCUCCCUGGUUCCUACCAAUGCCAGUGCCCUCAGGGCUUCACAGGCCAACACUGUGACAGCCCCUAUGUGCCCUGUGCACCCUCUCCGUGUGUCAACGGAGGCACCUGCCGUCAGACGGGUGACUUCACUUUUGAAUGCAACUGUCUUCCAGGUUUUGAAGGGAGCACCUGUGAGCGAAAUAUCGACGACUGCCCCAACCACAAGUGUCAGAACGGAGGGGUUUGUGUGGACGGAGUCAACACUUACAACUGCCGCUGCCUCCCGCAGUGGACAGGGCAGUUCUGCACGGAAGAUGUGGACGAGUGCCUGCUGCAACCCAACGCCUGCCAGAACGGCGGCACCUGCACCAACCGCAACGGAGGCUACGGCUGCGUGUGCGUGAACGGCUGGAGUGGAGACGACUGCAGCGAGAACAUCGACGAUUGCGCCUUCGCCUCCUGCACGCCGGGGUCCACCUGCAUCGACCGCGUGGCCUCCUUUUCCUGCUUGUGUCCAGAGGGGAAGGCAGGUCUCCUGUGUCAUCUGGAUGAUGCCUGCAUUAGCAACCCUUGCCACAAGGGGGCGCUGUGCGAUACCAACCCCCUGAAUGGGCAGUACAUUUGCACCUGCCCACAGGGCUACAAGGGGGCCGACUGCACAGAGGACGUAGAUGAGUGUGCCAUGGCCAACAGUAAUCCUUGUGAGCAUGCAGGGAAGUGUGUGAAUACAGAUGGCGCCUUCCACUGCGAGUGUCUGAAAGGCUACGCAGGGCCUCGCUGUGAGAUGGACAUCAACGAGUGUCAUUCAGACCCCUGCCGGAAUGAUGCCACCUGCCUGGAUAAGAUUGGAGGGUUCACCUGCCUGUGCAUGCCAGGUUUCAAAGGUGUACAUUGUGAACUGGAGGUGAAUGAAUGCCAGAGCAACCCGUGUGUAAACAAUGGGCAGUGUGUGGACAAAGUCAAUCGCUUCCAGUGUCUGUGUCCCCCUGGUUUCACGGGACCAGUGUGCCAGAUUGACAUUGAUGAUUGCUCUAGUACUCCGUGCCUGAAUGGGGCCAAGUGCAUUGACCAUCCAAAUGGCUAUGAAUGCCAGUGUGCCACAGGUUUCACUGGUGUGCUGUGUGGUGAGAACAUCAACAACUGUGACCCAGAUCCUUGCCACCACGGCCAGUGUCAGGACGGGAUUGAUUCCUAUACCUGCAUCUGCAACCCUGGGUACAUGGGGGCCAUCUGCAGUGACCAAAUUGAUGAGUGUUACAGCAGCCCUUGCUUGAAUGAAGGACGCUGCAUCGACCUGGUGAAUGGCUACCAGUGCAAUUGCCAACCGGGUACAUCAGGUCUUAAUUGUGAAAUUAAUUUUGAUGAUUGUGCCAGCAACCCUUGUAUGCACGGAGCCUGUGUAGACGGGAUCAAUCGUUACACUUGUGUCUGCUCCCCAGGAUUCACAGGGCAGAGAUGCAACAUUGACAUUGAUGAGUGUGCCUCCAAUCCCUGUCGCAAGGGGGCAACGUGCAUCAAUGACGUGAAUGGUUUCCGCUGCAUAUGCCCCGAGGGACCCCAUCAUCCCAGCUGCUAUUUACAGGUGAACGAGUGCUUGAGCAGUCCCUGUAUCCAUGGAAACUGCACUGGAGGCCUCAGUGGCUACAAGUGUGUCUGCGAUGCAGGCUGGGUCGGCAUCAACUGCGAAGUGGACAAAAACGAGUGUCUUUCCAACCCCUGCCAGAACGGAGGAACGUGCAGCAACCUGGUGAACGGCUACAGGUGCACGUGCCGGAAGGGCUUCAAAGGCUACAACUGCCAGGUGAAUAUUAAUGAAUGUGCCUCAAACCCCUGUCUGAACCAAGGAACCUGCUUUGAUGACAUCAGUGGCUACACUUGCCACUGUGCAUUGCCUUACACAGGCAAGAACUGUCAGACAGUGUUGGCUCCCUGUUCUCCAAACCCCUGUGAGAAUGGUGCUGUUUGUAAAGCGGCACCCAAUUUCGAGAGCUUCACCUGCUUGUGUGCGCCUGGCUGGCAAGGUCAGCGAUGUACAGUUGACAUUGACGAGUGUGUCUCCAAGCCGUGUAUGAACCAUGGCCUCUGCCAUAACACUCAGGGCAGCUACAUGUGUGAGUGCCCUCCAGGCUUCAGUGGUGUGGACUGUGAGGAGGACAUCAAUGACUGCCUUGCCAACCCUUGCCAGAAUGGAGGCUCCUGUCUGGACGGAGUGAACACAUUCUCCUGCCUCUGCCUUCCCGGCUUCAUUGGGGACAAGUGCCAGACGGACAUGAACGAGUGUCUGAGUGAACCCUGUAAGAAUGGGGGCACCUGCUCUGACUACGUCAACAGUUACACGUGCAAGUGCCCUGCAGGAUUCCAUGGAGUCCACUGCGAAAACAACAUCAACGAGUGUACUGAGAGCUCCUGUUUCAAUGGGGGCACGUGUGUUGAUGGCAUCAACUCCUUCUCUUGCUUGUGCCCUGUGGGUUUCACUGGUCCCUUCUGCCUCCAUGAUAUCAACGAGUGCAACUCUAACCCGUGCCUGAAUGAGGGAACGUGUGUUGACGGCCUGGGUACCUACCGCUGCACCUGCCCCUUGGGCUACACGGGCAAAAACUGUCAGACCCUGGUGAACCUCUGCAGCCGGUCUCCAUGUAAAAACAAGGGAACUUGUGUUCAGGAAAAGGCAAGGCCCCGCUGCCUGUGUCCGCCUGGAUGGGAUGGUGCAUACUGUGAUGUGCUCAACGUGUCCUGUAAGGCGGCAGCCUUGCAGAAAGGAGUGCCCGUUGAACACUUGUGCCAGCACGCGGGCGUCUGCAUCAAUGCCGGCAACACCCACCACUGCCAGUGCCCACUGGGCUACACGGGCUACUGUGAGGAGCAGCUUGACGAGUGUGCGUCCAACCCCUGCCAGCACGGCGCCACCUGCAGUGACUUCAUAGGAGGAUACAGAUGUGAGUGUGUUCCGGGAUAUCAGGGUGUCAACUGCGAGUAUGAAGUGGAUGAGUGCCAGAACCAGCCGUGCCAGAACGGAGGCACCUGCAUCGACCUGGUGAACCAUUUCAAGUGCUCGUGCCCACCAGGCACUCGGGGCCUGCUUUGUGAAGAGAACAUUGAUGACUGCGCCGGAGGCCCCCACUGCCUUAAUGGUGGCCAGUGUGUGGACCGGAUCGGGGGCUACACUUGUCGCUGUUUGCCUGGCUUUGCUGGGGAGCGGUGUGAGGGGGACAUCAACGAAUGCCUGUCCAAUCCCUGCAGCUCGGAGGGCAGCCUGGACUGCAUUCAGCUCACCAACGACUACCUGUGUGUCUGCCGAAGCGCCUUCACUGGCCGUCACUGUGAAACCUUCCUGGAUGUGUGUCCCCAGAAGCCUUGCCUGAAUGGAGGGACUUGUGCGGUGGCUGCCAACAUGCCCGACGGCUUCAUUUGUCAUUGCCCCCAAGGCUUCUCCGGGGCAAGAUGCCAGAGCAGCUGUGGGCAGGUGAAGUGUCGGAGAGGGGAGCGCUGUGUGCACACUGCCUCGGGACCCCGCUGCUUCUGCCCCAACCCCAAGGACUGUGAGCCGGGUUGCGCCAGUAACCCCUGCCAGCACGGGGGCUCCUGCCAUCCUCAGCACCAGCCUCCUUACUACGCUUGCCGCUGCCCCCCGCCGUUCUGGGGCAGGCACUGCGAGCUCUACACGGUCCCCACCAGCACCCCGCCCGCCACCUGUCUGAGUCAGUACUGUGCCGACAAGGCGCGGGACGGCAUCUGUGACGAGGCCUGCAACAGCCACGCCUGCCAGUGGGACGGGGGCGACUGCUCCCUCACCAUGGAGGACCCCUGGGCCAACUGCACCUCCUCGCUGCGCUGCUGGGAGUACAUCAACAACCAGUGUGACGAGCUGUGCAACACCGCCGAGUGCCUCUUCGACAACUUCGAGUGCCAGAGGACCAGCAAGACCUGCAAGUAUGACAAAUACUGCGCAGACCACUUCAAAGACAACCGCUGCGACCAGGGAUGCAACACGGAGGAGUGUGGCUGGGACGGGCUGGACUGCGCGGCGGACCAGCCCGAGAACCUGGCCGAGGGCACCCUGGUCAUCGUGGUGCUGCUGCCCCCGGAACAGCUGCUGCAGGAUUCUCGCAGCUUCCUGAGGGCGCUGGGCACCCUGCUCCACACCAACUUACGCAUUAAACGAGACUCUCAGGGUGCUCUCAUGGUGUACCCCUACUAUGGGGACAAGCCAGCUGCCUUGAAGAAGCCGAGGAUGUCACGCAGGUCUCUUCCCGAUGAGCAGGAGCAGGAGAUGGUAGGCUCUAAGGUGUUUCUGGAAAUUGACAACCGACAGUGCGUCCAAGACUCAGACCAGUGCUUCAAGAACACAGACGCCGCGGCGGCUCUCCUGGCUUCCCAUGCCAUCCAGGGGGCCUUGUCCUACCCCCUGGUGUCUGUCGUCAGUGAGCUCGAGACUCCGAGGGGCGCCCAGCUUCUCUACCUCCUUGCGGUUGCUGUUGUCAUUAUCCUCUUCAUCAUCCUGCUGGGGGUGAUCAUGGCCAAACGAAAGCGCAAACACGGCUUCCUCUGGCUGCCUGAGGGUUUCACCCUUCGCCGAGACUCCAGCAAUCACAAGCGCCGUGAACCCGUGGGGCAGGAUGCUGUGGGCCUGAAAAAUCUCUCAGUGCAAGUGUCAGAGGCUAACCUGAUUGGCUCUGGGACAAGUGAACACUGGGUUGAUGAUGAAGGACCCCAGCCAAAGAAAGCCAAGACUGAAGAUGAGGCUUUGCUCCCAGAAGAUGACCCCAUUGAUCGACGCCCGUGGACACAGCAGCACCUGGAAGCCGCAGACAUCCGCCGGACUCCAUCACUGGCACUCACUCCUCCUCAGGCCGAGCAGGAGGUGGCUGUGCUGGAUGUGAAUGUCCGAGGCCCAGAUGGGUGUACCCCUUUGAUGCUGGCGUCUCUCCGGGGAGGCAGCUCAGAUCUGAGCGAUGAGGAUGAAGACGCAGAGGAUUCUUCUGCCAACAUCAUCACGGACUUGGUCUACCAGGGUGCCAGCCUGCAGGCACAGACAGACCGGACCGGUGAGAUGGCCCUGCACCUUGCGGCCCGUUACUCGAGGGCCGAUGCCGCCAAGCGACUCCUGGAUGCUGGUGCAGAUGCCAACGCCCAGGACAACAUGGGCCGCUGCCCCCUUCACGCGGCAGUUGCAGCAGAUGCCCAAGGCGUCUUCCAGAUUCUGAUCCGAAACCGAGUAACUGACCUAGAUGCCCGCAUGAACGAUGGGACCACGCCCCUGAUCCUGGCCGCCCGCCUGGCUGUGGAAGGAAUGGUCGCAGAACUGAUCAAUUGCCAAGCAGAUGUGAAUGCAGUGGACGAUCAUGGAAAAUCCGCCCUCCACUGGGCAGCGGCUGUCAAUAAUGUGGAGGCGACUCUUUUGCUGUUGAAGAAUGGGGCCAACCGAGACAUGCAGGACAAUAAGGAGGAGACACCACUGUUCCUUGCCGCCCGGGAGGGAAGUUAUGAAGCAGCCAAGAUCCUGUUAGACCAUUUUGCCAAUCGGGACAUCACAGACCACAUGGACCGCCUUCCCCGGGAUGUGGCUCGGGAUCGCAUGCACCAUGACAUUGUCCGCCUCCUGGAUGAGUAUAACGUGACUCCAAGCCCUCCAGGGACUGUACUGACAUCCGCUCUGUCACCUGUCCUUUGCGGGCCCAACAGGUCUUUCCUCAGUCUGAAGCACACCCCAAUGGGUAAGAAGGCUAGACGGCCCAACACCAAGAGCGCCAUGCCCACAAGCCUGCCUAACCUUGCCAAGGAGGCCAAGGACGGCAAGGGGAACAGGAGGAAGAAGUCUCUGAGCGAGAAGGUCCAGCUGUCGGAGAGCUCGGUGACUUUAUCCCCUGUUGAUUCUCUCGAGUCUCCCCACACAUAUGUUUCUGACGCCACAUCCUCUCCCAUGAUUACAUCCCCUGGAAUCUUACAGGCCUCGCCCACGCCUCUGCUGGCCGCUGCUGCCCCAGCCGCCCCCGUGCAUGCCCAGCAUGCCCUGUCCUUCUCCAACCUUCAUGAAAUGCAGCCUUUGGCUCCUGGGGCCAGCACGGUGCUCCCCUCCGUCAGCCAGCUGCUGUCCCACCACCACAUCGUCCCCCCGGGCAGCAGCGGCAGUGCAGGGAGCUUGGGCAGGUUACAUCCGGUUACUGUCCCAGCAGACUGGAUGAACCGCGUGGAGGUGAAUGAGACCCAGUACAACGAAAUGUUUGGCAUGGUCCUGGCUCCGGCUGAGGGAGCCCACCCUGGCCUAGCUCCCCAGAGCAGACCGCCAGAGGGGAAGCACAUCCCCACCCAGCGGGAGCCCUUGCCUCCCAUUGUGACUUUCCAGCUCAUCCCAAAAGGUAGCAUUGCCCAGGCAGCCGGAGCUCCCCAGACGCAGUCCAACUGCCCGCCAGCUGUCGCAGGCCCCUUGCCCGCCAUGUAUCAGAUCCCAGAGAUGGCCCGCUUGCCCAGUGUGGCUUUCCCACCUACCAUGAUGCCCCAGCAGGAGGGCCAGGUAGCUCAGACCAUUGUCCCAACCUAUCAUCCAUUCCCAGCCUCUGUGGGGAAGUACCCCACACCCCCUUCCCAGCACAGCUACGCCUCCUCAAAUGCUGCUGAGCGAACCCCCAGUCACGGAGGUCACCUCCAGGGUGAGCAUCCCUACCUGACACCAUCCCCAGAGUCUCCUGACCAGUGGUCGAGUUCUUCACCCCACUCGGCUUCUGAUUGGUCAGACGUGACCACCAGCCCUACACCCGGAGGUGGAGGAGGAGGCCAGCGGGGACCGGGAACACACAUGUCUGAGCCACCACACAGCAACAUGCAGGUUUAUGCGUGAAGGGUCUGCCUCAGGCGUAGAGAUGGACGUGCCUAUCACACAUGCUGCUGAGGAACAAAGGCAGGUUAUCCGGCGAGAAAUGAAGAAACCUCUGUAACAGCUUUUGGAGGCAGGAGAGAAGACCCUCCCGACUUCCCAGACAAGCCAGAGAAUCAUUAUUUUCAUCUUCACUGAACACCUGCAGUUUUAGAGGGAGGACUCAGCUCCUAUUAACCUUUGACCAGCAGGCGAGUUCAUGGCGAUGCAAGAUGAAUGCAGACCUUGCGGCUCGCUCUCUUCUUUUUGGAGAAUACAAUGGAUGCCUUUUAUAGCCCAGACAUUCUUGCAGCUUGAACAUCAUUUUGAGCCCUGGGGUCUUCUGUAUCCAGGAGAAGAUUCUGCCCGAGAGACAGACUGGGAAUUGUGCCUGGGAUUCUGCCCAGGUUGGCCUGUCUUAUCUUUUCCACCCCGGAAAUGGCCUUGACUUCACCCGGUGCUCUCCUCCCUGCACCUGUCCGUGGUGAUCUAUCAGCAUGUAAUAGGCAAGACUUCUGUGCUUUUCAUCAUUCCUGCCCUGGAGAGCAACUUCCGCCUCUUGUUCCCACGUGCCCAGCACCCCAGAGGAGCCUCACAGGGUUUACUCUGGUCAUGGUUCUCAGCCUUGGCCUUUGAAGUAUGCUUCUAUGGGAGACGCACACUCUGCAAUCUUCAUGUUUCAUUCCUGAAAGGAAGGAGAAAGCGAAAUCCUCGGGGGAGAGAGGAGACCCCCUUCUGAACCUGCACCUUAAUUCUCUCCCCCGCGGGUGGGUGUGGGGCCCAUAUACACUCACCAGGGGGGAGGAUCUAAGUUGUUCUUCCGUCUGCUGGCCUGUCAGUAUAAAAGUGUACUCUGGAGGCCUAGGUACUAUGACAUUCCCAUCUUGUUGUAAACCGGGGGAAGUGGGAGAAGGUUGGCAUGACCAAGAGAUAAGCUAGCUCGCCCGAGAAGCAGUUGCCCACCUCCAGGCCCUCGGUUGACUGCCACUGUGAAGCACAUUUACCCCCAGGUCUUAGGACUUGUUGAUCCAGCAGAUGAAGGUACUCCUGGCUGCUGCCCUCGCUCCUCACAGAUGCCUUGCCAUUGAGACGGAACUUGCCUGAGGCUCAGGGGACCCAGUGACCAUCGUCUUCCUAUGACCAGCUUUCUUUCAGGUCCGAGGCUGGUGUACCGGAUUCCCUCCACACCGCGUGAGCUGAGUGACUGGUGCACACAGCGGGUCCUCAAUAAAGACGUGGCAUCUGUGUUCCUGUUGCAGAAGUGGAGAACGGACGGUCUCCUGAGCACACCUGACGGAGCGGCCUUUGCUCAUCUUUGCUGCGUUCUCUUCCUUCCCCAGAGUCACCUUCAGCUGACGAUAGCUGAGACCCGCUCCGCAUUGUCCCUGUGUCCUUCAUAUUAAGAUUGUACCUCAUCCAAACAUGCUUCCUGGGGGGGGGGGUCCCCAGUGGUUUCCCGGACUCUCGAGAGCAGAAGGAUUUUUGUCAGUUGUCAAAGCAGGAUGGUCGUUUUCUCCAUCUUCCCCCUCAGUCAGUUCAGAAUUGGCCCUGUGGCCACCCCGUCACUUCUUCCUGGUGCCGUGAUGCCCGUGACACAAGGAAGAUGACUUCUGCUGGAGCAUUUGUGUAUAUUAGUAGGUGGAUCACCUGGGGGGGUUGUUUGUUUGCUUUAGGAUUUUUUUGUUGUUUUAAUAAUAAUAAUAAUAAUAGUCUUUAUUCCUGCGAUAGUUGAAAUAAUUGUCCCCCCACUUAUUCGUCAGUUUGUGACCCCCUGUAUUAACUCUGUGUCUGUUACCAUGGUGGUCUAUAAACAAGGGGGACUAUUUAGUCCCACCCAAGUUCAUUUAGUCAACAGAAACAAUUUGCUCCGUCCUGGUCUAUGGCAGAUUAAGUCUGGUCAUUUGGUUUUUGUUCUCACGUGGUGACAUCAUCCUACCAGCCCUUUUCAUGGUGUAUAGACAUUUUAUUGCCCUAAAUGGUGACUGUCUCCCGUGGACCCAUCAGUCAGUCCCAAAUCAGGAGAGCCUGUGUAUGUGGACCUCUCUGCCCCCCCAGCUCUAGUACCACUGCCUGGGAACAGCCACAGCCUCUAAUCCAGCCACUGGGUCUGUGAUACACUGGUCCUUCCCCAGACACAAUGGAGAACAAACUUGCCAUUUCUCCUCCAAGGAUCUCUCCAAGUGGAUCCUUUGGGUUUAGGAGGAGGGAUGUGAAAGCUGCCAUUACAGACAACAGGCUGCAGAGAUGAGGCCCGCACUGCCAGUGAAGCCUCUGGUCCAUCCCUUAGGUGUUAGAACUCUCGGCCUAUGUAGUGUGUAGGAAAGGGAGGGGGUAGGUAAUCCCUUUCUCAUGGGAUCUGAAUCAGAGGCUCAGUUCUUAGGGGACACAUCCUUUAGUCCAUGCAUAGAUCCCUGUUUUGGAUUUAUUUUUAUUUCUAUGAAUUCUUCCUUUCUUUGACCUCCACAUGCCUUUGAGGAUUUUUUUUAAUGUUCCUUUUGUUCUAAGCAUCGUUUUCUGACUUACGUGGUGGUGGGGGGAUUGAAGGAAAGAGAGACUGAGUAAAGAUUGCAGCGAACGGCUUCAGCACAAGCCCGGCAUCCCUUGGUUGACCAUGGUUGCUCGUGAGCCUCGCCUAGAGAAGAACCAAAGGUGUGACGACUGUUAGCGUGUGGUUUCAGAACCUAGACUGUAACCAGCGCCUUGAAUGUAUGAGGACUGUUUGGAGGGACACGCGUCUAUGUCCUGAGGCCCCCACCCAUAACUGUUUUGGUACUAUGGCAACUUGCUUGUGUACAUUUCCCUGAAAAGUGUCAUUAUAUCUGUUUGUAUGAGAAACUCAGUAACCAGAAGAUGACUGCAUGUUCCUGACUAAACUGAAGGAAAGUGCACACUGUUUUUACUUUAAAUUUUUUCAUUCUAAAAGUAGCUUAAGAUGAAAUUUAUAUGAAAACAUUUUUAUCACAAAAUAAAAAAGAUUCCUUGUCAAGGCUCAGUGAAAUCA